AUGCUCUCCUCUAUUGCAGGCGUACUUGCCCUCUCUGUCCUGGCCGCAGGACAUGGGGACCAUAGCCAAACUCCAAUGGCUGGUCCUCACCAAAGCCUUUGGUACAAUACUCUACCUGGCGAUGGCGGCACCCAAGCCGACUCCGUCUUUUCCGGAAUCUCGACCUUCGGCCGCCUACCCUACUUCCCGUGCCUGGCAAGCGAAGCCGAGAAGUACGACAUCGCAUUCCUAGGUAAGUCAAUUUCAAGCAAGAGACAUAUCAAAUACAAUAUCAACCACCCAUUUAACGCAUCCAUAAAUCAAACAGGCGCCCCCUUCGAUACCGGAACUUCCUACAGACCAGGGGCCCGCUUCGGACCCAGCGGCAUCAGACAAGGUUCUCGCCGCCUCAAUCUCUACGGUGGCUACAAUGUACCGUUGCAGGCGAACCCGUUCGAUAGCGAUAUGCGGAUUAUGGAUUGUGGUGAUGUGCCGGUUACUUCGUACGACAAUGCGUGGGCUAUCCAGCAAAUCGAAGAAGGACAUAACAGUAUCUUGAUGCGCAAGCCCUUCACUGAUGCCGAUAAAUUGGGUCUCUCCCGGGCUGGAAAGACUCUUCCCCGUGUGAUUACAAUGGGUGGUGAUCAUACUAUUACAUUGCCUCUGCUGCGGAGUAUUAAUAAGGCUUAUGGGCCUGUGACCGUCAUUCAUUUUGAUAGUCACUUGGACUCCUGGAAGCCCAAGGUUUUUGGUGGCUCACCUAGCCAGGUUGCUGCUAUUAACCACGGGACAUACUUCUACCAUGCUGCCAUGGAAGGACUGUUAAAGAAUGACACUAACAUCCACGCUGGUAUCCGUACCACGCUUUCGGGUCCGUCUGACUAUGAGAAUGAUGGAUACUGUGGAUUUGAGAUUGUGGAAGCGCGAGAGAUUGAUACAAUUGGCACGGACGGCAUCAUCAAGAAGAUCCGCGAUCGUGUCGGAACCGACAACCCAGUCUAUCUUUCAAUCGAUAUUGACACGUUAGAUCCUGCCUUCGCACCGGCCACCGGGACCCCAGAGACAGGCGGAUGGUCAACGCGCGAACUGCGGACGAUCAUUCGCGGCCUGGACGGACUGAACUUUAUUGGUGCGGAUAUUGUCGAGGUGGCUCCGGCGUAUGAUACUAAUGCGGAGUUGUCGACUAUGGCUGCCGCCGAUGUGCUGUACGAGGUACUUACGAUCAUGGUCAAGAAGGGGCCGCUUUCUAUUGGCGAAUCUCAUGAGCAGCUAUAA
Molecule: messenger RNA, 1254 nt
Organism: Penicillium antarcticum
Lineage: Eukaryota; Fungi; Ascomycota; Eurotiomycetes; Eurotiales; Aspergillaceae
Product: agmatinase
Exons: 8
Coding region: 1-1254 (417 amino acids)
Molecular function (GO): metal ion binding; agmatinase activity
Source: RefSeq, a predicted model, not a curated record